CUUCCGCUGGUCACGGGUCCGGGGGUUGGUAAAGCGCUGGUGGGCUGCCGCGGGGCGUCCACGCAGAUGCUGACUGGACCUUGGGGUCGCGGAGGUGCGGGCGUUCCUCUGCGGCUGACGUUCCCAGUGUCUUCUGCUGCACCCGGGAACUCGGGAACAGUGGCCGGGAAGCAUGAGGCACCGGGAGAGACAGUCACAAAGUUAGCAUCGUUCUAGAGGAGCUCGGGUAAGAAAACAGAUGUCGCCGUGAAGUGCACUGUCCAGCAGCAUGACAUGCGGGGUGGAGUACGGGAGGCAGAUCUCAGCCCUUUGUUCAGUUGGUAACGGAAAAGCCCAGGGACUGGCUUCAGUUGUGUGUGCUUUUGUAAAUGGUCCAUAGCUUCCAUCACACCGUCGAUGUUACCCCCAAACAAAGUAAGAAUCGUCACUUGGACUGUUGGCAGAAACCAGUUUCGAUCUGCACGACUUCCUUCUGUAUGAAAUAGAAGGAAGAUAAGUGAUACUCAGCCCAGAAUGGAAGUGUGUCCUUAUUGCAAGAAGCCAUUUAAACGAUUAAAAUCCCACUUGCCACACUGUAAGAUGAUAGGGUCAACCAUACCUACUGAUCAAGGAGUUAAUCAGUCCAAGCCAGCUACACCUCUACAUGCUAAAAAAGUGAAGAGGCUGACCAAAGACUUAAUUAAAGUUAAAGGGGGAGAACUAGAGACAGAGAGUGAAGAAAGAGAUACCAAAUUGGUAAGCAAGAAACUAGGACAGACAGUUGAAUCCUUUCCACUACUGGCAAAAGCAGGUAAAGACAUCAAUGAUAAAAACCACCUCUCCUUCAAAAUGUUAAAACACACUGAACCAAAGACUCCCUUCCAGGGAGGAACUAAAGCUUCUUAUGUGUUGGAUAACAUCUCUCCUAAAAGAGAACUUGCCAAAGAUUUGCCUAAAUCAGAGGAAAGGAGAUGUAAUCCUUCAGAAACAGAAGCAUCUUUACUGGCUGACUCAACGGAACCUUCUUUGUUGAAUCAAGAUAGAAAAUAUAUCUCAGCCACAUCUAAUGAUGUACAAGCCACUUCUGUGAGUCUGAAAUUGGACACAAUUGAUCCCCAAAGACAGAGGCUCCUAAUAAAAUUAGUAAGUGUGCCUUCUAGUGAUUAUCAUCGUCCAGAGAAUCUCAGCAAUGGAGUUCAAAGAAUAAGAGCAUCAGUGUUGAGCAAGGAGAGUGAUUCUGCAGGAAGAGGUUACCUCCCAGGGGUCUCUACUGAUGUUAAAAACACUGAGGCUCAGGAAAAGAACUCAGAAUCACUCAUUUUAGGCCUUCACACUAACCCACUAGAUAAAAUGCAAGUUAAGAACCAAGAAAAACAAUUUGACCUUGGAGUAGAGGUAUGUGGGAGCAAAGGAAGUGCUGAGAAAAGUGUGUCUGCAACAGAAAUGCAGGAAUGGACUUCUGUGAGCCGUGGCUGUGAGAGCUUCACUGGCAAUUCAGCCGCAGACGGUAAAGCACAAGAUGAAGACCCACUUACAAAUUUGGUCACACCACAGGAGGCAACUUAUGAUAUGUUUCUUCCUUUGUCACAAUCACAGGCUCAGAGUCUUGCCUCUCUGGCUGUAAAAUCUCUUCAAGAAGAGAAAGCACAAUUCUGCAGUCAUAAUCAAAGCUCUGGUGUAAAGUUAUUACUAGAAGGGAAGGAAGAAGCUUCUGUGGAGCCCCAACCUGCCUGUCAACCUCAAGCAUUGCUGCCUGGGUGCCAGCGAUCUUCAUGUUCUACCCAGGAUCACAUUUCUCAAAGCGCCCUCAUCAAUCAUGUUGCUGCUGACAGGAAGACCCCUUCCAGCUCCAUGGGGCUGGAGUGGUUUCCAGAGCUCUAUCCUGGUUAUGUUGGACUAGGGGUGUUACAGAGGAAGCCUCAGUAUUGGAACUCAGUGGCCCAGAAGCCUUGGCGUACCAGCUCCCCAUGGGGAGGUCUGUCAAAAGUUCCUUUGUUGGAAAGAAGUUCGACUGAUGUAAGGAGUUUGGAGCCUCUGACUGGGCCUGCAGCCUCCACCUACCCUCUAAUGAGGCUCUUGGGAGUGAUGCAUAAAGGCUGGAUCAGGUGCAACACCACCAUAAAAAAGAGUGGAGUUGGUGGCAUCACAAUGCUGUUCACAGGAUGCUUCAUCGUCUGUUGUAGCUGGAGUUUCAGGCAUCUGAGGCAGCGCCUUGAAAUUCUGACCCAGUCCUCCAGCAGCGUGCGCAGAGAUUCCUCCUGAGACUCCAGACCACCCUCCCAUCCACCCUGCAGAAGAGUUCCACCGUCCCCAGACUGCUCUGGACUCAACAGGACCAGCACUGAAGGUUGUGCUUCUGCAGGUUGGAAAUAUGGCCCCACUGAGCCCCCAGGUGAAACUCAUGCGGUCUGUGUGAGGCAGAUGAAUGAACUCUGAGCUGCCUGCCUUCACUAAUCUUGAGUAAUAGCUGAAAUGCUGAGUUUAUAGGGAAGCCACAUUUUUUUUCUAAAAACUUUAAAAUAUUGAGCUAUUAAAAAUAAUGUUGAGCUGGGUGUGUGGCUCAGUGUUAGAGCACUUGCCUAGCAUACAUUAGGCCAAAAAGUUUUUUAAGAACAUUGCUUGAUUUUUGGAGCUGGGUGUAGUGGCUCACAUCUGUAAUCCCAGCACUUGAAAGACCGAGGCAGGAGGAUUGUGAGCUCUAGGCCACAAAGCAAGAUCCUGUCUCAAAAAAAAUCAUGUUAGGGGUUGGGGUGUUACUCAGUAGUGGGGCAUAUGCUUAACAUGCACGAGGCCUGCCUGCUUUUCCAUCUCUCGUGCCACAAAAGUAAGUCAAUAAAGUAAUCUGGAUUAUCUAUAGGCUGUUCUACACCAUGAAAAACCCACAUCU
Messenger RNA from Castor canadensis (American beaver), 2866 nucleotides. The record is from RefSeq and is a predicted model, not a curated record. Lineage: Eukaryota; Metazoa; Chordata; Mammalia; Rodentia; Castoridae.